CGCAUUCGGUCCUUGGAUUGGACAAUAAUCUGUCUAAUCUGUGAUUCAGUUGUCAGUUGCUGUCAUAACCACGCGGUGUUUGGUUUUGUGUGUUGAUCAGUUGCAGUGAUUUUGAAAUUAAUUUGUUGCCGGUUUUCUCAAUUCGAUGUAAUUUCUAUGAGAUAAAUUGGCUUAGUUUAGACGGUUUUUGUUACUAUCAGUGUUGUGCCGCAUAAUGAACUGGAAUAAUACGAUUGACUGACUUGGUUUAGUUCCGAAUUCUGAGAACUUGGAUUUUAACAUUUUUAGAUUUGAUAAUGACGUGGUUGCUCCUGACGCUAGGCGUCUUGUCCACGGUGGCUGCCACCACGGCCGCUGGGUACUGCUCAGUCAACACACUGCCCACCAACUCCUCGUGGAUGCAGUUCACCAAGGAGCCAGUGCCCCUAGAAUACGGCUUCGAAGACAAAUUCAAGAGCAUCCACUGCUGCGUGAAAGGAUACAGGAGUAUCGAAUGGUUCAAGGAUGGAGUGGCGUACCCAUGGUCAGCAGGGGUGUCCAACCUCAUCUUGUACCCAGAGGCAGCUAACCAAACGCUCUACACUCAGCGGGCAGCUCGAGGGGACUCUGGCAACUACACCUGUCGGAUGAGCAACGAGACUCACAGCGAGACGCACACUGUCAGGCUCGAUAUCUUAGAAAAGCCUACGGGGACGCCUCGGACAAUGUUCAUAUCCAAGGACCAGUGGGUGGAGGAGGGGACCGACUUGCGCCUCUACUGCGAAGCUCUGAUCGGUAGGUCAUACUUGGCCGACGCGCGCAGCGACCUGCGGUGGAUGAAGGUGUGGCCCAACGGCACCGAGGGCGACCUACUGCCCACACAAACAGAGAUCAAGACCACACGGGAUGAUGUAGAAGAUAUCAUCGGCUCCUACCUACGGAUCGAGCGCGUAGCGGCACCGGAUUACGGCAUGUAUGCGUGUGUGGUGCACAGCAACGAUCACGUCGACCGGAAGUACGUCACCGUGCACUACAAAUUCAACGGCCUGUCAGGCAUCACAUCCUGGUCCGGCGACAGCAGCAUACCCUGGCGGCCCCUAGUGCUGGGCAUCGUCGCGGGGGCUUUACUCCUGGUGUCCCUCAUCAUGCUUCACCGACGGUAUACGUUGCGACUUCUGCUGGCAGCGAGGCAAGCUAGGGCUAGGACGGCUACUGCAGCGCACCGAGCUAGAGUGCUGGAGAAAGAGUUCGAUGUCCUGGUGUGCUGGACGGCGGUUGACGCGGAGCUGGUGCGAGGCGCGCUGCUGCCGACGCUUGCAUUGAAGUACCAGUACCGCGUGCACACGCUGCAGCUGGCCACGAGACCCGACCACUGGUACAACGAAGUGAUGAGUCAGAUGGCGCGCUGCCGCUCCGUGCUGGCCGUGCUGUCGCCCGCGCAGUACGCGCCGCAGCAGCUGCUGACCGCGCUGCGCCAGCUGCGCGCGCUGCCGCUGCCGCCCGUCGUCGUGCUGCUGCAGGACUUACCCAAACUGAAGCGGGAAGCGAAGGAAGGCGGCGAGCGGCUGUCGGAGCUGGUGUCUCGCACGCGCGUGGUGGCGUGGCGGCACGUGCACGAGCGCGCCUUCUGGACGCAGCUUAGGUUGGAACUGCCGCUGCCGCCGCCGCCGCCAGAGACCCUGCAUAUCAAAAACGAGUCGACGGACAACAAGAACUCUUGCUCGGGCAGCCUGACGGCGCUGGUGUGAGGCGACAGUGUACGACACUCGCGCGCGUGUCCGACACACGCGGCGCGGCUGUGUCAGCUCUCGUGCUGCAGUGUCAGACACUCGUGUGCCAGUGUCACACACUCGACGCGGCAGUGUCAGACACUCCCCCCGCGCGUCGCCAAUCGUAUCAAGACUGUGAAUAGUUAACUUUUUGUAAUACUAAACUUUAUAUCACAUUAUUUUUUAGUUAUGUAGCUGUAGAAAAAAGUAAAUUCUGUAUACAGUUUUCUAAAGAUCUCGACAUCUUUAACCCUUUCGAUGUUUCGACGGAAAUUCUCAUCUCGAUUUCUCUUUCU
Messenger RNA from Ostrinia furnacalis (Asian corn borer), 2044 nucleotides. Its product is annotated as interleukin-1 receptor accessory protein. Bases 297 to 1727 code for a protein of 476 amino acids. NCBI's taxonomy places the organism in Eukaryota, Metazoa, Arthropoda, Insecta, Lepidoptera, Crambidae. The transcript has 11 exons. The record is from RefSeq and is a predicted model, not a curated record.